AUGACAAAAGUGUGUCGUUUGUGUUUGAUAAAGUUACAAAGAGGCUCAAAGUACUUCAACAUAAAUGCUGUUGAAUCUUUUACUGGGUUCAUGCCCUACAGAGACCAACUAACUACCUGCAUUCCUGAAAUGGCAUUAGACUUAAUUCCUAAUCCUGUGAUUUGCAACAACUGCCGUACUGCACUGAAAUCAGCCUAUGACUUUAAAAAUAGAUGCCUGUUUGUUGAGAAAAAGAUCCAAAACUAUAUAGAAGGACAGGAUGGUCAUGAUGAAAUUAGCUAUGAUUUAUCUCUGAUAUCAUCUGAUGAUAUACCUCCAUUCAAUAAGUUGACUUUACUCAUUCCACCAACUGAUAAUGAUGAAGAUUCCACUACUAUAGAAGCUGUAGAACCAGAUAAGUUUCUAAAGAUACAAAGUGAGGAGCCUGUCCCAUCCACAGAAUCAUUAGAUAAUGCUAAUACCACUGUAUCUGAAGAAUCAUUUAACAUUAUAUGUAAUGCUAGUGGUCAGAAGCUGAAUAAGCCACACAAACCUCACAAACCUUAUCCUAGAGGUAGGGUAUGCAAUAGGUUUAAGAGUGACGAAUUUGUGUGCAAUUUCUGCAAUGAUUCCUUUGGAAGCCUACAGUUUCUUAGGAAGCACAACAGUAUAUGUUCAAAAUCUACACAAGAACCACCCAAAAAUAUAUUAACAAAGAGGCCACACCUUCCCACUAAGGCCAAAAAUCAUUUGAAAAAAUGGCUUUUUAGGCAUACAGAUCACCCUUAUCCCACAGACCAAGAAAAACAAAGACUAAUGCAGGAAACAAAUCUCUCUUUGCUUCAAGUCGAAAACUGGUUUAUAAACGCUAGGAGGAGGAUUUUACAGGAUCUUACCAGACUGAAAAGGAGAGGCUUCAGUGCAGAAGACAUGUAUGUCUCACCCGUAGGUCUAGAAAUGGAUUACGAAGAGUUGGUGGUCAGCCACAUAACUGAAAAACCUCAGUCAACCAGUGGUCCAAGUCUCGUAGAGGAAGUCAACUUACCACCACCUUCCGACAAUCUAAUCAAGGAGGAAGGGGAAGACAUUGAAGAGGACGAAAUAGAUCUGUCAACAGUUAAAUGCGAAGUUCUUGAAAACCGGUAA
Molecule: messenger RNA, 1125 nt
Organism: Diabrotica balteata
Lineage: Eukaryota; Metazoa; Arthropoda; Insecta; Coleoptera; Chrysomelidae
Source: the annotation of a GenBank genome assembly